CCGCGGCGGCGGCGGCGGCGGUAAGAUGGCUGCCCACGGGGGCUCCGCGGCGUCGUCGGCGCUGAAGGGGUUAAUCCAGCAGUUCACCGCCAUCACCGGUGCGAGUGAAAGUGUAGGAAAACAUAUGCUUGAAGCUUGUAACAACAACCUGGAGAUGGCGGUCACUAUGUUUUUGGAUGGAGGAGGAAUUGCUGAGGAGCCUAGUACCAGCUCAGCAAGUGUCUCUACUGUCAGACCACACACAGAAGAAGAAGUUCGUGCUCCAAUUCCUCAAAAGCAAGAAAUAUUGGUGGAGCCAGAGCCUUUGUUUGGGGCUCCUAAAAGGAGAAGGCCAGCACGUUCAAUAUUUGAUGGUUUCCGAGAUUUUCAAACUGAAACUAUUAGGCAGGAACAGGAAUUAAGAAAUGGAGGAGCAAUAGAUAAGAAGCUAACCACCCUUGCAGAUCUAUUCCGGCCCCCAAUCGACUUGAUGCACAAGGGCAGCUUUGAAACAGCCAAAGAGUGUGGCCAGAUGCAGAAUAAGUGGCUGAUGAUAAACAUUCAAAAUGUUCAAGACUUUGCAUGCCAGUGCCUCAACCGUGAUGUAUGGAGCAAUGAAGCUGUGAAGAAUAUUAUCCGGGAACAUUUCAUUUUCUGGCAGGUUUAUCACGACAGUGAGGAAGGUCAGAGAUACAUACAGUUUUAUAAGCUAGGGGAUUUCCCCUAUGUUUCCAUCUUAGAUCCACGGACAGGUCAGAAGCUAGUAGAGUGGCACCAAUUGGAUGUAUCUUCUUUCUUGGACCAAGUAACAGGGUUUCUGGGAGAACAUGGGCAACUGGAUGGACUUUCUAGCAGCCCCCCGAAAAAAUGUGCCCGAUCAGAGAGCCUCAUAGACGCUAGUGAAGACAGCCAACUGGAAGCUGCCAUCAGAGCCUCCUUGCAAGAGACACAUUUCGACUCUGCACAAGCAAAACAGGAUAGCCGCUCAGAUGAAGAGUCUGAAUCGGAACUUUUUUCUGGCAGUGAGGAAUUCAUAUCGGUUUGUGGCUCUGAUGAAGAAGAGGAGGUAGAGAAUCUUGCUAAGUCCAGAAAGUCUCCUCAUAAAGAUUUGGGGCAUAGAAAAGAGGAGAACAGAAGGCCACUGACAGAGCCCCCAGCCAGAACUGAGCCUGGCACAGCCACAAACCAUCAAGGAUUGCCAGCCAUGGAUUCUGAGGUCUUGGAGAUGUCACCUGAAAAGUCAGAUGGAAUAGUGGAGGGGAUAGAUGUAAAUGGACCAAAAGCACAGCUGAUGCUGCGGUACCCAGAUGGAAAAAGGGAACAGAUCACUCUUCCAGAGCAAGCCAAAUUACUGGCUUUGGUGAAGCAUGUCCAGUCUAAAGGAUAUCCAAAUGAACGUUUUGAACUUCUCACCAACUUCCCUCGGAGGAAGCUCUCUCAUCUGGACUAUGACAUUACCUUACAAGAGGCUGGCCUCUGUCCUCAAGAGACUGUCUUUGUACAGGAAAGAAAUUAACACCAUGGCCUGACCUCUCUCAGCUUACCCCCUUUUCUCUCUUCCCGCGAGAUACCAUGUCACUAAGUAUGCAUUUUGGCUCAUAGGACUAACCGUAGAGCCAAAGCUGGGCAAGCACGUCACCUGCCUUUUCUUUAUCUCUUUCUGUCACUUGUAAAUCAGUCUCCUUCCCCCUUAUCUCUGUUUUCUUUCUUCCUCUUUUUUCUCACUUUGUUCUUUCUUACCAGAUGUGGUGACCAAAUGGAAGUGUACGAAUAAGAAUAACAUCUCUCCUAGUACUGGCAGCACGAAAUGUGUGUUCUAACAAGUGCUCUUUUGCAUGACACCUUUUGGGGACCUAGUGAUGUUUCUACUUCUAGACUCUGUUGACAAAGAAUGGCUAGAAUCAGAAUUUAAAACAGCCCCCAUUUUUGGUAGGAAAAAGAAAUUCUUUUAACAUCAUAUAGGAACAUGUCAUAAUAAAAUAUCCAGGCUUUUGUUUAUGUGGGAAAAGCAUCCUUUAAUACUUUUGAUCAUCAUAUUUAAAAUUUCCCUCAAGGAUUCCCAUCUUCUAGUUACAAGCUAUUUCCAUGAUGUGUGUUAUUGGCAGAAUCAGUGCUCAGUGUAUUGUGUGUAGCACAGGGUGGUUUUCAAUGACCUAGCCUGAGACAGUUUCCUUUAUUAUUACUCUAUCAGUUAUAUUCCUCUUUGCAGUCCUAGGAUGAAGCUUUAGUAAGCAUAUUGUGUCUGGGCUAGGACAGUGCUUGCUGUCUUUGCCUGCACAGCACAUUAGUUCCUUUGGCUCCAGUGUCUGAGUCUAAUGUAUUCUGUAGGAUGGCAGGUGUUCAAUAAUCAUGUAGUGCAAUGGCAUUAACAAUUACACAAUAACAUUGGUUAUUGAUUGUCCUGUGUACUUAAGGCAUACUUAAGUAUGUCCCAGUGUUGAGUGGGGUGGGGGGUGGGGACAAAAGCCUGCAGCUGAGAGUUGCUAACAAUGUUCUUUUGGUUAGAAAUACUGAUCAUUUUUUUACCCCAAUUGGAAAUGCUUUGCUAACUAAUUGACUUUAAUUCCUCAUGCUGUUUUAUUUUAGAAAAUAUCAAAACUGAAAGUCUCUAAGAGGAAGACCUUCAAACUUGGUUCAUACGACAACAGUUAGUAAGCGAGAUUUCUAGUAAUUGUCAGAUGUGAGGGUUUUUUUUUCUGCCAACAAAAAGUCACAUUCAAAUUGUAUUUGGUAAAAGCUUUUUUCAGUAUUAUUUAGAAAAGGCCACCUGAAUCUGUAUAGUACUAUUCAUCAGCUUAACUGUAUGCUCAGUUCUUUCCUUGAGCUUUAAGUAGAGUUCUCUAGCAGGGCAGGUAGUGUUUUGGUGGGAAAACCAAAACUUUAUAAACUGCUUAUAAAACCAUUUCUGUAGAAUGACCUAUCUUGUCAGUUGAAGAUUUUUCAGUGAUUCUUGAACCUGUACACAAUCUAAAUUGUGAUUACUCAGAAACCUUUGGAUUCUGUGUACUUGCAGAUCUCUCUCUUGGCAACUAGGGGAUUAAAAAGAUAAGCUAAAGAGAUGUGGUGUGUUGCUAGUAUGCAAUUAUAGAAUAUGGUUGUUUAUGGUUGGAUUUUGAGGGACCUUCCUAAAGAAUGGGUUAUGUAUCUCCACAAGGAAAUCAUGGAAAAUUCUGUUAUUUUUCAGUGAGUCCUUUUGAAUUAAUGUUCUUACAUUUUUUUUCUAAGUCUGUGUAAGUGCUUAUGUAUAAGUAUAUAAUUGUAUAAAUAUUUAUAAAUAUAUUUAUAUAAUUACAAUUUCAUUUAUACCUUGAGUCAAAGUUCUCUCUUUUGAUUGGUGACUGAACAAUACCACUUUGGUGUUUUUCAUAGUGCUUGAGGCUUAACCAACAGUUUGGAUUUAUUUAGCAAGCAUGUUAAUUCCUCAGUUGUAUCUUGAACUUGAGUAAAAUCUGGCUGUCUGAGGAACAGAGUCUUAGAGGCCUAAAAAAAACCUAGUAGUCAAGGUCAGCAGUCUAAUCCUUCAGGAGCCACAGGGUAAAAAGUGAGAGAGUACCCAGCUUCGCCACGCUGGCACCAUCUCCUCUGCUGGCACAGGUCCAGCUAAAGCCCAAGUCCGUCAGAAAUAUGAAGUCAAGAAUUUUCCCUUAGAAGAGUCUGUUGCACCCUCUUAUCCUGUUAAGUUAGGUUCUCUUUAUACAGUAAAACCUAUCUUGAGAACCUGAGGCAAGAUGUUCAGAAGUGAGAGGGUGUAUAGUUCUUUAUGUGCUUAGCACUGACAAAUCCAUUUAUGAGAAACCAAAGUAAGAUAAGCAAGUAUAUAUGUGAGUUAAGAGAACAUGGCAUUAUGCACCUGUAGAGCUUAGUCAGGAUGCUCAGCUGUAGGAGACUUUAUUUAAUGUUGACAAGGAGUAUGGAUAUCAAGGCUGGCCUAUGAGAGGAAGGGGGAUUAUACAUGAGAGAAAUAAGUGGGGAUAUUGCCCUGCUUGAGAAUUUAAGGAGUUUGCCUUAGUUCCUUUGCAAGUUAUUUUGCUUUCAAGGGAGAGCUUUCAGUGGACAGUCAGGUGAGAUCUGUGAGGUUAGUUAAAUGUAGUGACUCCCUGUAUGUAGUAGAAACAGCUCAAAAGUUGUUUUUAAGUAAGGAGGGAAGGGACAAGAUAGACUUGAGUGACAUAUAGAAGGUAUGGAAACUUGUAAGGAAAGUGAAAGGGGAGCUUUGUGUACUGGGGGGAGAACGGUGCCAGGGGAAGGGAGCAGCUAGCAUGUGUGAUGUGCACUCUGUGCAUUUCCUCCUUCAGUCUUCAUGCAGCCCCUACACAGUAUAUAUGCCUUCUACUCAUUUAUAAAUGUGGAAAAAAAAACUAGAAUUCAUACAGUGUGGUCAGUAUGUCGUGCUAGUAAGGGCCAAAUUAAAAUUAGAGCCCAGAGUCUGUCUUUGCCUUGUGUGCUGUGUUGGUCUAUGUCAGUUGGAGUCCAUGUACUCUAAGGUUACCUUAUUAUUACUCUAAGGUCAUCUUACUAUUAUUUAAAUUUGUAAAUUAAGGGUCUUUGUUUAUUUAAAGGUGGAAUUAGUAUUUGGGGUCAAGAUUAUGGAUUUGCACUACCCUAUAAAAAUCUUAAUUAUACUGUUUUAAAGAGAAGACACAAUUAUUUUUUCUGGUAGAUUAUCCACAAUAGAUUAUUAAACAACUCUUUGUUUUUAUACCAUGUUUUAUCUUGUAUCCAAAUGUACUGUAUUAGUGCUCUGUUGAGUAUGUAAUCAAAAGUUGGAAAUAUUUUGAAAGCUAAGAUCUUGUUUGACUGUUUUUAGUUAGGGAGUCAUCUAUGUACAUGAAUAACAACUAGAAGGUGAAUGUAUCUCUUUCAGGAUUAAACUGUUAACUACAGUAGGAACUUAGGAGAAAGGGGUAGUGUAAAUUUAGUUAGGGUGUCUUCGUAGAAAAGAAAGACAGAUGUGGCAAGCACUGUAGCUCAUUCUUGACUCCACCUCUUGUAAAUACUAGAUUUGAAGCAUGAAGUGUAUCAGUAAGGCAAGACCUCUGCCCAGUUACUAAAGGAUUUUGAGCUCCAGUACUAAAAAUCCCUUUAAUUAGCAAGGAUCUCACUUGAACACUUACGAAAAAUGUCAAAGGGCUCCUGAAAAUUCAGGCAAGAUUUCUCUGCCUGGGUCCAGUGCAUGGUGAUUGGUACUAAGAAGAGCCUGCCUGUGGGUCAGUGCCCCCACUGUUAGGAGCAGCUUUUCUUCCUCUGAGUGUUGGGUUUCUUUUUUGAAAAAUGGAAUUGAACUAGAUUAGUAGUAGUUCUUUGUCUUUUCAAGUCAAAGGACUCUGGAUGUUUGAAGUUUUGACCUGAAUGGGGAGUGCUAGGGUCAACUACUAACAGAGUUAAUCUCAUGGAGGAAUUGUAAAUGGGCACCUGGAGUCACAGCCCUACGAAGAACUAUGUCCACCCCAAAGUUUUAAGCAUCUAGUUAUUUUAUGACAUCCUCAGACUAAUUAAAAGUAUAAAAACUAUACUUGCUAAUCAGGUCCUUUGGGGUUUUUCACUGUAUUCAAGGAUCUUUUGUCCAAUCUUUUAAAGACCUCAUUGUAAUGACUGAAAUCCCUCAAUACAAUAGUUACAGAACUAGUGAUCUUUAAACAGCCAGUUAUUUAUUUUUUAAAACUUAAUACUGUAAGCCUAAUGAAUUUUUAAAAUGACUUAAAUGUAAUGAAUGCAGAACAGAUAAUGUCUCCAAUACUGGAGCUGUAUUUGUGUGCUUUAAGCUAAGGACUGGAAGUUACAAAGCUGAAUUGUGUGAGUUGUCAAGUUCAGACUUGGUUUGGGCAGAUGUGACCUUUUCAAGAUUUUCAUCAAGUUGAUAUUUAAAAAUAGUUCUUGUCCUAUGGAAUGGAUCUUUGUCUCACCUUUUAGAGAUCCUUCAUUUAUUUACUUGAUAGUAAGUUACAGAGUACAAAAUCGAGUAAUGCCUUGUGUAAAACUAAAACUUGAAAAUUAAUGAGGGUAGGAAGAGCCCAGCCCUGUGAGGGCUCACACUUCUCUGGCAGCUUAAACCGUCAGGAGUAGGCUGCUUCUAGGCAGUCACUCUGCUACCCGAGUUACUCCCAGCCCCUGAACAGACACCUAAAGGCCCUGUGAGCAGGGAGCUGAUUCCAGCGCCACUGGUUUGCCUUACUGUACAUUUCUGUUCUUUACUGUGAAACUUGGAAUACCUGGUCCACAUUAGAGUGGGGCAAAAAUGUUCUUCAGAGCUCAGAAUAACCAAAGAGUACCAUUCUAAUAUAUUGAUUUCUCAUAUAAUACAGAUAUUUAAAUGUUUCAGUGAUGAUUAUUUAGAUUUUAAACUCACCUUUGCAUCAGUUCUCGUAAUGAGACAAAUUAGAAUUAAAGGUAUUUGGCUUAUUUAAGAACAGAGGUUAUCAUAGCUUCGGUCAGUUUCUGUUUUGUUUUGUUUUGUUUUGUUUUGUUUUGUUUUGUUUUGUUUUGUUUUUAGA
This is a messenger RNA of Mus pahari (shrew mouse), 6470 nucleotides long. RefSeq names its product UBX domain protein 7 (gene Ubxn7). The transcript is spliced from 11 exons. Bases 26 to 1495 code for a protein of 489 amino acids. Gene Ontology annotation, cellular component: nucleus. Gene Ontology annotation, molecular function: ubiquitin binding. The record is from RefSeq and is a predicted model, not a curated record. NCBI's taxonomy places the organism in Eukaryota, Metazoa, Chordata, Mammalia, Rodentia, Muridae. Gene Ontology annotation, biological process: proteasome-mediated ubiquitin-dependent protein catabolic process.